Tripterygium wilfordii is the source of this 1910-nucleotide messenger RNA. Its product is annotated as FCS-Like Zinc finger 11-like. The transcript has 4 exons. Lineage: Eukaryota; Viridiplantae; Streptophyta; Magnoliopsida; Celastrales; Celastraceae. The record is from RefSeq and is a predicted model, not a curated record. The coding region runs from base 371 to 1510 and encodes 379 amino acids.
AAUUGGUAUUCUAUACGUAUAGAUUUCGUAGAAUUAAAUUAUAAAGUUACAGAGAGAAGGUGGGGAGGAGUAUUUCAGAAGCUCACUGGUUCGCUGAUUUUGAGGCAGUGCUAGAGCGAGAGAGCGGAGUACUGUGCAAGUUUUCACAUGAUAUAAAACAAUAGCAUUGUGUAGAGUAUAAUACUGUAUUUGGGUCUCUUCUCUAAAAGUUUCAUAUCUGUGAAGUUUCUCAGAGAGGAGGAAAAAGCGAAACACCCAGAUAAUCGAACGUACAUUUGGGGUUUUCGGAAUCACUGCAGCUAGAAAUCUCUCUCUGUGUAUAUAAGGGAUUUUAGGUAUUUCAAGGAGGGAUUUUGGGGGUUUUAAGAGGAUGCUAAGAAAGAGGACCAGGUCACAGCAGAAAGAUCAACCAAUGAGUCAGCUAGCAAAGUCUGAUUCUGUUUCUGAGUCCUAUAAUCAAUCGGAUGUGCUUGGGCACAAACAGAAAAACAGCACCUUGUUCAGUAUACCUGGUCUGUUUGUUGGAUUAACUCCUAAGGGUUUAUCAGAUUCUGACUCUGUUAGGAGCCCAACAUCACCAUUGGAGUUUCGGGUGCUCGAGAAUUUACGCAACUCCAUCAGGUCCCCAAGGUCACCCCGAUUUGGGCAACAAAAGAGCUGGGGUUCUGGUAAAGUAGGCUUAAGCAUUAUUGAUUCUCUUGAUGAUGAUACCAAAACAUCCAGCAAAGUUCUUCGAUCAUCGGAGAGUAAGAACAUUCUUUUUGGACCGAGAGUGGGAGUGAAAAUCCCAGAUCAAACUCAAAUCAAUUCUUUUGAGGCAGCAAAGUCAUUGCCUAGAAAUUUUGCUAUUUCCCCUCAUACAAAGAACAAAUCUUCAACCCAAAAGGGAAACUCUGAUGUUCUUUUUGAAAUUGGAGAAACCCCAAUAGAACCUGAUCCAUUUGGAAAAUUCCGGUCUUGUUCAUUAGAUUCCUGCCGGUCAUUUUCGGUACGGUCUACUCCGACCCAUGUGAACUCUCCUCCUAAAUUGUUUGGAGGAUCCUCAUAUUCAAACACUUACUCUCAUACAAAUCUCACUUUCACCCCAAUGUCCGUUGGCUCUGGCAAUGGAUUUUCUGGAUCUCUCUCAGCAAGCGAGAUUGAGCUUUCUGAGGAUUACACUUGUGUAAUUUCACAUGGUCCUAACCCCAAAAAAACACACAUUUUUGGUGACCGCAUUUUAAAGUGUCACAAUAAUGACUUGAGCAAUUUUGGGAAGAAUGGAGAGAUGGAAACUGAUUUGCAACACAUGGAUAUAGUCUCCAAAACUGCAAGCCUUUUUAACUCUGGUGAUUUCUUGAGCUUCUGCUUCUCUUGUGGGAAGAAACUGGAAGAGGGGAAAGAUAUUUAUAUCUACAGAGGUGAGAAAGCAUUUUGCAGCUUAGAUUGCCGUUCCCAGGAGAUUAUGAUGGAUGAAGCAUUGGAGGAAGACACCGGCGAAUCUUCUGAGGAUUCUCCCACCCAAAUCUGAUGAUGGUGCAGAUAACUUUCUGAAACUGGCCUUUUCAUCAAUCCAUAGAGUUGCUUGCCUCAGCCAUGAGCCACCACAGUACCACACCCAUUAUUGAUGGAAAGUUUUAUGGAGGUAGUCACUUUGGAUCAUCUUUUUACAAAGAGCUGUUUAUGUGCAUCUGUUAGCAGCCAUGGAUGAUCGUUUUUGUACAUGGUUCGAGUUGCCAUUAGUCUUUCAGCUCUCAUGGGCAGGUGGGUGGGUUAUAGUUAUCAUAGUUUUGAUUUUGCUUUGCAUGUAUCAGACAGAUCUUCGUGGUCCAUGAAGGAAGUAGCCAGAUUUUAUGGCUCUCCUAUGGCUUUUGUUACUCCCUUUUAUCUCUAUUUUGACAGAGUUACGCCCUUUUGUUAAGCACUGUAAA